This is a messenger RNA of Vicia faba (fava bean), 1434 nucleotides long. NCBI's taxonomy places the organism in Eukaryota, Viridiplantae, Streptophyta, Magnoliopsida, Fabales, Fabaceae. The record is from the annotation of a GenBank genome assembly.
AUGGGUGGUGCUAAGUCAGCUGUUGAUUUAAUGGAAUCUUCAUCUGAAGUUCAUUUUUCUGGAUUUCACACGGAUGGUUUUGAGCAAAGAGAAUCUAGCAUAGAACAACCAACAACUUCAGAAACUGACAUGUACAAUCAACCUUUUGUCAUAGGUGUUGCUGGGGGUGCAGCAUCCGGCAAAAAAACAGUUUGUGAUAUGAUUGUUCAGCAGCUUCAUGACCAGCGAGUGGUGCUUGUUAAUCAGGAUUCUUUUUACAAUAACUUGAGCGAGGAGGAACGAUCAAGGGUACAAGAUUACAACUUUGACCAUCCUGAUGCUUUUGAUACCGAGGAAUUGCUUUGUGUUAUGGACAAAUUGAAGCACGGUGAAGCUGUAGAUAUUCCGAAGUAUGAUUUUAAGAGUUACAAAACUGACACAUUAAGAAGGGUGAACCCUUCAGAUGUUAUAAUUUUGGAAGGCAUUCUUGUUUUCCAUGAUCCACGUGUUAGAGAGUUGAUGAAUAUGAAGAUAUUUGUUGAUACAGAUGCUGAUGUUCGUUUGGCAAGAAGGAUUAGGCGUGACACCAGCGAGAAGGAUCGGGACAUUGGAGUAAUUCUUGAUCAGUAUUCAAAAUUUGUGAAGCCAGCUUUUGAUGACUUUAUUCUUCCAACAAAAAAGUAUGCUGAUAUAAUCAUACCUCGUGGUGGAGAUAAUCAUGUGGCUAUUGAUUUGAUUGUUCAGCAUAUCCGUACAAAGCUUGGUCAGCAUGACCUGUGUAAAAUAUAUCCGAAUUUAUAUGUCAUUCAUUCGACUUUUCAGAUACGUGGCAUGCAUACACUGAUACGUGAUGCUCAGAUAACGAAGCAUGAUUUUGUAUUUUAUUCUGAUCGUUUGAUUCGUUUGGUCGUAGAACAUGGUUUAGGACAUCUUCCAUUUACAGAAAAGCAAGUAAUCACUCCCACCGGGUCUGUAUACACUGGUGUGGAUUUUUGCAAAAGGUUGUGUGGUGUCUCUGUCAUCAGAAGUGGGGAAAGUAUGGAGAAUGCCUUAAGAGCAUGCUGUAAAGGUAUUAAGAUUGGGAAAAUUCUGAUCCACAGAGAAGGCGACAAUGGAGAACAGCUAAUAUAUGAGAAAUUGCCAAAUGACAUCUCAGAAAGGCAUGUGUUACUGUUGGACCCUAUUCUCGGCACAGGUAAUUCGGCUGUUCAUGCAAUUUCUUUACUCAUAAGAAAGGGUGUACCAGAAUCCAACAUUAUAUUUCUUAAUCUCAUCUCUGCUCCUAAAGGUGUUCAUGUGGUGUGCAAAAGUUUCCCGAGAAUUAAAAUAGUGACAUCUGAGAUAGAGAUUGGUUUGAACGAAGAUUUCCGUGUCAUACCAGGUAUGGGCGAAUUUGGAGAUCGGUACUUUGGAACUGAUGAUGAUGAUGAACAAGUGGUGGUUGCUUCAAAGUAG